AUGGAGAUUUCAAAGCCCAAGUUGAAAGUGCUGAAAAAACGUCGCUCCAGUCUUUUUGUGACCAUAAAACGGGAGAUGAGUUUUACAAAAAGCCUUGAUGACCAAGAAUGUGAAUUCCCCUUUUCACAGGACAGCUCUGUGAAAGCGUGGACAUCUAUGGACAACCUUGAUGCACCUGAUGAGAAAAAAAAUACAAGACAAAAUCAGAAAAUAUCAGUACCAAACCCAAGGAAAUCAAACAUUGUCAACCUUAAUGUUGGUGGAAAGGUGUUUCAUAUCCCGAAGCAUUUGGUCCUUAAACACCCAAAAACCAGGAUUGGAGUCCUUGUCCUCUGUAUUAAUCCGGUCAAGCGUCUGACACUCUGUGACGAUUACAAUGUUCAGAUUGACGAGUUCUUUUUUGACAGGGACCCCAUGUUUUUCCACUACAUCUUCCACUUCUAUUGCAGUAAUGUCCUGUGGGUCAUGGAUAGUCUCUGCCCGGUCAACUUUGAGCAAGAAAUGUCAUUCUGGGGUUUGAAACUGAAGGACACUCCAAGGUGCUGCCGCAUUCUGUUUGAGGAGAAAGUGGACGACAUCAGAGACCAACUGAAGGUGAACCAGGAGUUGAUUGAUGAGAUCAAACCUCACCAGGAUGGAGAGGGAUACAAGGCCAUGUUUCUUGGAAACCUUCGGAAGAUCCUCUGGGACUUGAUGGAGAAUCCUUACUCCUCACUGUCAGCCAAAGCCUUUGCUGUGUUUUCCAGUCUCUUUGUGCUCAUCUCUAUUGUUGCCAUGACAAUGAAUACAGUAAAUGAACUCAGGCAGUACAAAAUUGCUGGCAAAACCUACAUGGAGUGGAUAGAGAUAUCAUCCAUCCUUUUCUUUACCUUGGAGUACUUUCUGCGGUUAUUGACAACAUCCAACAUCAGACAUUUUGUGAGGAGUGGCCUCAACUUUGUUGAUGUGGUGGCUGUGAUGCCCUACUUCCUCCAGAUCAUGUUUGAGACAUUUGUUAUGGAUUCAGAAGAUGUCGGUGCAAAGGAAGAUUUGAAGGCUAUGGCAAGGGUCAGUAAAAUCAGUAAGGUGCUCAAGGUUGUCAAGUUGAUGCGCAUCUUCCGUAUCUUGAAGCUGGCCCGUCACUCCACAGGCAUGAGGGCGUUUGGCUUUACCAUCCGACAGUGCUCUGAACAGGUAUGCUGUUUGUUUCUGUUCAUUGCCAUGGGCAUCUUCACCUUCUCUGCUCUGAUGCACUCUGUGGAGAUGGAUCAGCCUGGGACACCAUUCAGCAGCAUACCAGAUGCCUGGUGGUGGGCUGCGGUGAGUAUCUCCACUGUGGGCUAUGGAGACGUCGUCCCUAUCUCCUAUCUUGGCCGCUGUGUGGCGUUCGGCUGCAUCUCUUUCGGCAUCAUCCUCAAUGGAAUGCCCAUCUCCAUCCUGUUCAACAAGUUUUCUGACUAUUACGCAAAACUGAAGGAACAGGAAUACACAGUUUCAAACACUGAGCGCACCUUCGAGCUCAAGAAACGUCUGAGGCGUAAGUUUGACAACUGCUUUGAACCCCGUAUCGAGGAGUCUGAUGAUGAGAUACACUAUCGGCCCAGUGGCAGGCAAACUAUCCACGAAAGCGAAGAUUUAGUUCCCCACUAGCUGCGAUCUCGCUCACCCUAAAUGGCCUUAUCACCCAAGGGUCUGGAUACUGUAGGACCCCAUCUGCCUACGGGAUUUAAGAUAAACAAUCUAGGGGAGGGGAGAAUGAAGGCAGCAGCAAGUUGAGUUAAGCUUUAAGCUUCUGCUUUACAGUAGGUGCUGUUUGCACGCUAUGGGUGAUGACUCCUCUGUCAAAUGGACAAGAUGCUCUCAUUGGACAGCUUGUUGUCUGUUCCAAGAAUUGCUCUCGGCCACAAGUAAUUCCGACGAAACAGAAAUAGAUGUUUGACACAUGGAGGUCAAGUAGUACAAUUAUUAAAGAGGCAAUGUCAAUAACUUUAAUAUGAGUGUGUUACAUCUAGAGAACUGUUCGCAUUGGAAGUGCAAUUAAUGAAAAUUUUUGGACAACUACAUGGUCUCUUACAAUUUAAUUUAAUUUGUAUUCUUGACGCUCUAUACAAAAAACAGUUUAACUUUCUUUUGAAUACCAACCAUUUUAAACACCAUGGUCAAUUGUUGUCAUUUUCUUCCACUUUUUUGAUGUAAGGAAACACAGUGAAAGUCCUUCAGAUUGACAUGCUCCUGAGACAUAUAUAACUUCGCCAGUGCAAAGCUCUUCCAUGUGCCAUGCUUCAUGUGUCAGCUUUCUCUCUGUCCAGUCACUCAGCCUGCUCUUGACGUCACCUAACUGGGAAAAAAGGUACGGCAGGCGAUGUGUCUGGAGCGAUCAAGACCAUAGGUGUAAUUUUGUUGUCAAGGAUUACCGGGAUUUGCGCUUGCGCCUCCUGCCUGUUAAGACAAGGGCAGAAGUCAAUCAUGUACUGUGCUAUUUUGGUGGCACAGAUAAUCUGAUCAGGUGUGCACAAUCAAGUUCUGUUUGAUUGAUGGCAGAUCAAUUUGAUGAAGCAGGAAUUAAAAACAUUACUUUUCAUGCUAGUUACAUGGGCAGAGGCAUUUAUAUACAACAUACAGCAGAGAUCCCAGCAGGGGAGUGAAGAACUGAGCUCUCUGUUCUUGUCGAUGUCAGGACCAAGCAUGGCCAUGUCCUCUAGUCAAACCGUCCUUGCAGCGUCCUGCUGGUUGUGGCUAAGUUUGUUAAACCAGCUCAUGUCCUGGGCACCAUACCAGAGAGCUAUUUGUGAUCUCAUCCAAACAUAUUUAACGAGCCAUAUUGGCAACUUACUUAAUACAGUUUUCUCUUGAAGAAAGUUUUUCUAGUAGAUCUGCUUGUGACCGUUCUGAUGGCUUUUGGACAAGUGGACUCAUUGAAGGGAACAUGACUGAUUUCAUGACUGAUACCAGCCCCUACUAUACAACACCCGCUGAUUCACACUACUUUUCCAACUUUACUGAAGAUGUGUUGUGUCUCUGGUCAUGGUGAAACAGCCUGUACCUCCACUGAUCACCCCUGAUUUACAAGGGCAAAGCCCUGUGAAGCAUUUGACCUCGACUAGGAACACAUUUACUGUAUAUUUACAAAGACUAUUGUAUGUUCAAUGUGUUCAGGGAGGAAUCAUCAGAAUAUCAUAACUAUAGUGCUUCCUUGUUUUCCGAGUUGUCUGCAUGCAGUGCACUUUGUCCACUAGUGUGUCAAAUCUACAUAGACAUUUCUUCUGUUUUACAAUACAGACACACAAUUGAAUUAUCAGGAGCAAUUUGACAGUUAUUGUGCAUGAACAUGUGUAACUGUAUGAAUAUGGUAAAAAUUACAUUGUGCAAACAAAAGGUCCCAUAAGAAGGACACAAUAUGUAUGAUAUGUAUUUCACUUUAAAGACAUCUUUAGUUAUUUCUUUAAGUUUUUUAUUUCUAGACUUGUAUUCCUUUUAAAUAAUUAGAGUCCAAUGUAUUACUCAGUCGAUAUAUAGAAACAAUAAAUGUUCCAUGUGCAAAUUC
Messenger RNA from Cyclopterus lumpus (lumpfish), 3523 nucleotides. RefSeq names its product potassium voltage-gated channel subfamily V member 2. The record is from RefSeq and is a predicted model, not a curated record. The transcript has 4 exons. The coding region runs from base 1 to 1629 and encodes 542 amino acids. Gene Ontology annotation, biological process: potassium ion transmembrane transport; protein homooligomerization. NCBI's taxonomy places the organism in Eukaryota, Metazoa, Chordata, Actinopteri, Perciformes, Cyclopteridae. Gene Ontology annotation, cellular component: voltage-gated potassium channel complex; membrane. Gene Ontology annotation, molecular function: delayed rectifier potassium channel activity.